Molecule: messenger RNA, 4394 nt
Organism: Physcomitrium patens
Lineage: Eukaryota; Viridiplantae; Streptophyta; Bryopsida; Funariales; Funariaceae
Source: RefSeq, a predicted model, not a curated record
UUGCUCCUACUCUCACAAUAGCUCCCACUCUCCGUCCCUCGAAGCCCAAAGAUUGCUGGUGCUUUCGAGCAUCCAAAUUUGGCGCUUCUCAACGCGCUUUUAUGGAGCCUUAGCUUACGGUCCGUCUCCGUCUCCUUCCUCUGCAUCGCGGGAUUUCUUAGUAUUUCAUAAAUAUUUUUAAAAUGUUUUCUUUGGUGUUUACUGGCUCGGUAUGGAGGAUCGCAGAGCCGUCGAUGUCUUUUCGGAGACGACCGAGUUUGGAGAGCUCUUCCGCUUGUGCCUUCGUCAACUUUGGAUCCCAGAAUGGGAUCGCAUUAUCUCAAGGGCUUUUCGUCCUAGGGUUGAAUCUCUUGGAGGGGCUGCCAUUUUUAAAGAUCCAACUAGUUAGAUCCACAUUCUCCAUAAUAUGUGAAUAAAUUCGUCUCCGCCAAAUCAGACACGAUUGAAACUUUCUGUGCAGGAAGUGGAGUAACAUGGUCAAAGUCAUUUGUUUUGUCACUAGUCUAUGAUGCUACCAAGACCUUUUUUGUUGUGCACUCCUACGAUUAAAAUGCGAAACGGCGAUUGUUUCAGAUUCUGAUGAACAGAACUGGAGCAGUGUAUAUCCUAGGCCAAAAAUGUGGACGGAUAAAACUAGGAAAUCUGUUAAGCGGUUUGCGUAUCUGCUUUUGGAGGAUGGGGAUCAAUAUAUUCAAGAUUGGAUUGCUUCCUGUCGACCUGGAUUGGUUGGACCUGGUGCACAGAAGAUCGUCCGUACGACAACCGGCAUUCGAGCAAAUAACCUCAGGUAUCUAACUUUUGUGCCGUUGUACUCAUGCUGUUCAUUUCUUUUGCAGCCCUCUCAGCAGAGAAAGUUGAAAGGUCGCUUACGGCUAUGUGCACGAGCUAUAUUUUUUGAGCCUGAUUAUAUCAAGGCUCCUAUUCUCAUGUUUCCUUUUUCAAAAAUAACAAAGAUUGAGCAACUCGUAGAACCCUCGCCAACUACAUCUACUCCUACCAGCAAAUGGAAGAGUCGGCAGGAAGGCUUCGUAUUGAACACCAGCAUGGUUAUAAAAAUGAAAGAGGAUGGGAUUGAUGCUCCGUAUGUAUUUGAAAAGAAGAGCAGCAUCUGGUGGUUCUCGUUGGAGUUUGCUCCUGUUCAACAGUUUUUACAUCAAGCGCAGUCAUUGUUAUCCAUAAAUGCAUUACCAUUUGCUGAAAGAGAUAUGGUAUUACAAAAUGCAGCGGCUCAAAGAGAAGCCAAGGCGCAGUUUGACAAAAGUCGCCUAGUAGAUCUUAGUGAGUACGUCUUACUCGAUCUUCCAGCCUUUCAGGUGACCCCAUUGGUUCGAGAACCAGGUCGACUGGUGCUAACCCAGGCUCGUAUCUAUUUUCAGCCACUGCAUAAUCUAAACGAUGACAAUCCAGUCCGAUCACAACCUUACAGCGAAGUUUUAGCUGUAGCACGUCGGCGGCAUUCGCUGCGACCUAUUGGACUAGAAAUAUUUUUCAAGAUUGUUACUGAGUCAGGGGCUGCACCUGGUGGUGGAGUUGCUGAGGGUGCAAGUGCUUUUUUCACCUUUCGUGAUUCUAAUCUACGUGAUCAGGUUGUAUCCAUGCUGCUCGAACAAUUAGGGGGACAAUCAGGUGCUGCUGCCGCUGCAGGAUCACUUCUUGAAGCUGACAGUUCCUGGCUUAACAGAGUCACUGCAGCCUGGCAGGCAAGGCUUGUCUCAAAUUACGACUAUUUGAUGUAUCUCAAUUUAGCAGCUGGACGUAGCUUCUGUGAUCUAACGCAAUGGCCAAUCAUGCCAUGGAUAUUGUGUGAUUAUAAAAGUUCUAAAUUGGAUCUCACAGAUCCAAGUGUGUAUCGUGACCUAUCCAAGCCUAUUGGAGCUCUUAACCCUACACGUCUCGAUGUUUUCCUGGAACGCUUCUCACAAAUGCCGCAAGAAGACUAUUCAAGGGCUCCGUUUUUAUAUGGAACUCAUUACUCCACCCCUGGAUAUGUCCUUUACUGGCUUGUUCGAGCUGCUCCCGCUCACAUGCUUCGCCUUCAGAAUGGCAGGUUUGAUUCUCCUGAUCGCCUCUUCGUCAGUGUAGCAGAGUCUUGGGAAAGUGUACUUAACAAUCCAGCUGACCUAAAGGAGCUGAUUCCUGAAUUUUACGCCCCUCCUUCUGACUUCCUAGUGAAAAGAGAAGGUUUGAACUUGGGUAUUCGUCAGAAUGGAGAGCCUGUGGGUGAUGUCAAGUUGCCCCCUUGGGCGAAUGAUCCUGAUGAUUUUAUUUCUAAGAAUCGGCAAGCAUUGGAGAGUCAGCAUGUAUCGAUGCGGCUACAUUCUUGGAUAGAUUUGAUUUUUGGUUACAAACAACGAGGAGAGGCUGCUUUGGCUGCAAACAACCUGUAUCAUCCUCUAACGUAUGAAGGAGUAGUUGAUCUGGAUAGCAUUGACGAUCCAGUUGAGCGUGCAGGGCUCGAGGCUCAGAUUAACGAGUUUGGUCAGGCACCAAGACAGCUCUUCACUAGUCCUCAUCCUUCCAGGUUACUGAAAAGAACGGCAAUGGUUGUUAACAGUGACACCCUUUCGAACUAUAGUGCCAAGUCAGAAGGUUUUCGUGGUCUGAGUAUGGAGUUCGUGUCACGCAUCAUGGCUCUUGCCUCCUCUUCAUCAGAUAAUGUUGGUACUGUGACUCCCCUUGUUUCUGCCUCUUCUAUCAAAUUUCAGAUUCCUUCUGAUGAGCUUACAACCAAAGCAACACUUGUGACGCCUCCCAGAAAGUUGAGGUCUGGAACACCCGUCCCAGCCGGAAUUUUGAAAAAUAAAGCACAUUUCAUGACUAGCGACAGUGACACAGAAGACAGUCCCAUGGGUAGACAUCACGAUGAUGAGUAUGCGGAAAGCGAUGGGAGAAAAUCUGAAGAUGUUUCAGAUUGGCGUAUUGAUUCUGCAGUUUCAUCUUCUGGUUCAGAUUUCGCUCUAUCCGAAGACCCAUUUGAUGUAGUUAAAAAUGUAGUGAUUCAGUUGCCGAGUAAAUUGCGCCGGAACAGCACUGAGACCAGAGUUGGUCACGAGCGUGACAAUUUGGAGGAUACUGAACCAGAAAGGCGUUAUCCGGAAGCUGGUGUGGUUCUUCAAAAUGUAGAAAAUGUUGAUGAAACAAUGGCAUGGCAUUCCAUGUUUCGUCAGAGGCUUUCUGAACCCCAAUGUCUAAAAUUGCACCGGAGCCCUGUGAAUGGAUGUGUCCUCUCAGAAGAAAAUGCUUCAGGAUCUGUAACUAUGUACUCUGUCGACAAGGAUGGGUUCAUAAAGUGUUGUGUGCGACAACAGGUCUAUUCGAUCUCCGAGGGUUUUCAGGUCCGAGCAACAAAGCUUGGAACUUUGCCACUCUCAUGCCUAGCUCUAGCAAAGAGCUCAGACGCCUACCCGACUGUGUUAGCUGGAUCCUAUGAUGAUUUCGUCUAUGUGUAUUCAGUAGACUAUGGGCGAGCUCUUAGCAAGAUGAGAGUGCAUGAUGAGACAGUGUCUUGUGUGCGAAUGUCAAGCAGCAGUAGCGAGCGAAUGCUGACUGCCUCGUGGGAUUCUACAUUGAAACUCUGGUCAAUCGGUGAAGGUCGAGGGAGCUGGGCUGCGGGCACUGCAGCACCUGAGGCUGAGUUUUUGGAGCACGAUAGUGCAGUAUGGUCUCUCGAUGUCCAGCCUGAAGGAAACUUCGCAAUUUCUGGUGCUGAAGAUGGCACAAUUCUUGCUUGGGACUUGAGGAACCCUACCUCUUCUGUUUGGCGGUGUAGUGGUGGUGGAUCUGCCACAGGAUUACGUCUUACUGAUGAUGUCAAUCAAGUAGUUGCGGCAUCAACCGACGGUUCAUUGCGUGUGCUUGAGACAAGGCGGUCGGGUGCUGUGCUGGCUAGUAAGGAGUUUAAGAGCUCUUUGCGAUGCUGUGAGAUUGCCGGAGAUUUGAUCAUCGCUGGAAGUGCGGAUGGAUCUUUGUUUUUCUGGCCACAUAUCUUUCCUUCCAGUGGUAGCACGUCGAAAACGACGGAGUUGGCGACUGAGUUCUUGGAUUACUCCCCUUUACGAGACCACACAGACUCCAUUAACUGCCUGUCUUUGACCUGCCAUGCAAACGGGCGUGCUGCUAGCUUUGCUACUGCAUCAAAUGAUUGCAGCAUCAAUGUUUACAGCGUUGGAGACAGAUGACCGGAAAUUCUGCCGAUUGAAAAAUUCACCUUGAUGUAUCCACCUUGUAUACGAGUCAAAUGGUCAUCUGAUAGAUACUCAUGAGGACAUAUAGUUCUGCUAUUCGUACUUACGAGUAAGCAUUGUGACAUCUUGUAACCGUAUCGAAGUAAUAAACACUUGGGCAGUCCUUCACUUGAGUUGUGAAAGAUUAGCCCAGUUGACAACCGGAUAAUA